AUGCGUUCGCGGACGCCCAAGCCACUACAUCGCGUCGCCGGCAAGGAGCUAAUCAGGUUCCCGGUGGAGUUGCUGGCCGGAUGCGGCGUCCAACAAAUAAUGGUGGUCGCCAGCCCCGAUAAUUUCGACGCCAUUUAUUCGGUGUUGGGGGACGGUGUUACCUACGCGGUGCAGCCUAAUCCCGACGGCACCGCGGACGCCCUGGCCUGCGCGUUGGCACAACUGCCAACCGUGCCGCCGCUGGUGCUGGUAAUGGCCGGCGACACUCCCCUGGUCCGGCUGGAAUCGGUACAGAAACUGGCCGCAGAACACGCCUCGGUUCCUGACCGGCGGAUGACCAUACUGUCGGCGGCCGACGCAUUUUCGGAAGACCUGGGACGUAUCGAACGGGCCAGCGUUACCAGCGAUGGCCGGGUGGGUUCGGUAAGCGCCAUCGUCGAAGCCGCCGACCGCGUGCGGCAAACCUACGGGCCGGCAGAGGUCAACACUGGCGUUUACUGCUUCAGCGGGGAUUGGGUCGCAGAACACAUCGGCAACGUUGCACCGGCUCCGUCGGGAGAACGAUACCUCACGGCUCUGGUAGCGACCGGAGCUGACCGGGGUGAAGAUAUAGCCGCCAUGCCAAUCGCCCUGGCGGACGAGUCGAUGGGCGUUAACACUCGCGAACAACUGGCCGGUGUGGAAGCCGCGCUCCGCGACCGCAUCAACUGCCACUGGAUGGCCAACGGCGUUACCAUCGUUGACCUGGCAACUACGUACAUUGACGCUGGCGUUGCCAUUGGUAUGGAUACCGUGGUAUUGCCGAACACCAUGCUGUCCGGCAACACCAACAUCGGCGAGGAGUGCCAGAUCGGUCCCAACUCGGUCAUUCAGGACACGCAUAUCGGAGACCGCUGCCGGGUGCUGGCAUCUUUCCUCGAAGGUGCGCACGUCGCUUCGGAUGUCUCCAUCGGUCCCUACUGCCAUCUUCGGCCCGACACCUCAAUUGCAAACGGUGUGCAUCUGGGGAACUUUGUGGAAGUGAAGAAUUCUCACGUCGGGGCGAACACGGCGGCCGGCCACUUUUGCUAUUUGGGAGACGCCGACAUCGGGGCGGGGGCCAACAUCGGCGCCGGUACGGUUACGUGCAACUUCGACGGCGUGGAGAAGCAUCGCACCGCUGUCGGCGAUGGUGCUUUCAUCGGCAGCGAUACCAUGCUGGUGGCGCCGGUCAGCGUGGGCCGGGGAGCAGCCACUGGCGCCGGCUCAGUCGUAACGAAAGACGUACCCGCGGGUAGACGUGCGGUCGGCGUUCCUGCUAGACUGAUACCAAACGUAGAAUAA
Messenger RNA from Geodia barretti, 1323 nucleotides. NCBI's taxonomy places the organism in Eukaryota, Metazoa, Porifera, Demospongiae, Tetractinellida, Geodiidae. The record is from the annotation of a GenBank genome assembly.